This is a messenger RNA of Bipolaris zeicola 26-R-13, 2115 nucleotides long. Its product is annotated as glycoside hydrolase family 18 protein. The record is from RefSeq and is a predicted model, not a curated record. Gene Ontology annotation, biological process: carbohydrate metabolic process. The annotation marks the transcript as partial. NCBI's taxonomy places the organism in Eukaryota, Fungi, Ascomycota, Dothideomycetes, Pleosporales, Pleosporaceae. Gene Ontology annotation, molecular function: hydrolase activity, hydrolyzing O-glycosyl compounds; chitin binding. The transcript is spliced from 4 exons.
GAGCGCAAGUCCGACUGUGAUCCCGGAUUCGGUUCACAAUGGGCCAAGAGAUCUACUUGUCCUCUAAACGUGUGCUGUUCAAAGUUUGGGUUUUGCGGAACCACGAAAGACUUUUGUGGCAACAAGAAAGUCAAACGAGAGACCUGUGAUGAAGACGGCACCCUCAAUAGGGUGGUUGGCUACUACGAAGGAUGGGGUGCUCGAAGGCCAUGCAAUGCCUUCUUUCCUGAGCAGAUUCCUCGUGGCGUCUACUCAAUCAUCAACUUUGCCUUUGCGACGAUUGAUCCCCAGACAUUUGAAGUUCUUCCCGCGACACCUGAGGACAUACCACUUUACAAGCGCUUGACAGCGCUCAAGAAAGAUGACCCCACACUCCGCAUAUACAUCGCCAUUGGCGGCUGGACAUUUAACGAUCCAGGUCCUACUGCGACUGUCUUCUCAGACAUUGCACGGUCGGAAGAGAAUCAGAAAAAGUUCAUCAAGUCUCUGAUUGCCUUUCUAAACAAGUACGACAUGGACGGUGUUGAUCUUGAUUGGGAAUACCCCGAAGCUCCGGAUCGCAGUGGCAGAUCCGAAGACUUUGCAAACUUUCCUAAAUUCAUGCAAAACUUAUCCAAAGAGCUUCGGCAGACAGCAGGCCGCGGCGGGCUAUCUAUCACGCUCCCAGCAUCCUUCUGGUAUCUCCAACACUUCGACCUCGUCAAGCUCAAGAAAUCAGUUGACUUCUUCAACAUCAUGUCAUAUGAUUUGCACGGCACGUGGGAUAAAGGCAACAAGUGGACCGGCGAAUAUCUCAACCCUCAUACAAAUAUUACCGAGAUCGAUGCCGCUCUUGAUCUCCUUUGGAGGAACAAAGUGGAUCCAAACAUGGUAGUUUUGGGCCUUGCAUUCUACGCGCGAGCUUACACGCUCAAAGACCCAAGCUGCACUGAAGCUCAGUGCCAAUUCGCAUCGGGUGCCAAGAAAGGUCCUUGCAGUAACGAGGCCGGUAUCUUGCUCAACUCUGAGAUCGACGAUAUCGUUAAGAAAAAGAGCCUUGUGCCCAAAUCAUGGGAGAAGGAGACUGUGAAGAUGCUUCACUGGGACGACCAGUGGCUGACGUACGACGAUGCGGACACGUUCAAGAUGAAAGCCAAGUUCGCCCGCAAGCGCUGCCUGGGCGGCGUUAUGGUAUGGGCCAUCAGUCACGACACCAAGGACGCAAAGUACACGAAAGCUCUGGCGGCGGCGGCAAAUCGCAAGAUCCUUCUUCUUCCGAGUACGGAAGGUCCUGAAAAGGAAGUUAAGAUUCCGCAUCCCCAGUGCAAAUGGACAAACUGCAUGGAUGGGGGCUGUCCCUCGGGCUGGCAAAUAAUGAAGCGCAGCGAUGAGCAUGCCCGUACCGAUGAAUAUAUGUUUGACAACUCGGGGUGUGACGGUGCGGGUAUCCACCGCCUCUGUUGCCCGUCGUCCGAGAAGCUUCCAACGUGCGGUUGGUACACACUUCCCAAACGCGGCGGUAAAUGUGAUUCGAAAUGUCCGGAUGGCACUCAGGAAGUCGGAUCCAACUCAAAUUACUGUGACUCGGGCUACCAGGCCGCCUGCUGCACCACUUCGGAUUCGGAUAAGAAACCACUACGCUCCAUGGAGCUCUAUGAGGGUUGUGAGUGGUCCGAUGCGCCAAUGUGCGAUCUGGGCAAGUGUACGUUUGCUGGCUCAGCAUGGCCGACAGAACUAGUCGUCUCAGCAACGGGCAGUGGUGGUGCCAUUUGCAAUAUGCGUUCUGCGGGCUGGGAAGCAAGUACCUGGCAGGUUCAGGAACGUAAGUACUGCUGCGACACCAAGACGAACAACCGCAAAUGGAGCAACUGUAAAUGGGAAAAGUCGCUCGGAUGGGGUUCCGCGGGAGCCCGAUGUUAUCCCAACUGCCCUGAAGGCAAAACACGAGUGGCCAUGGACGCUUGGGGUGACGGUUGUAAGACCAGUGGUGCCCGAGCGUACUGCUGCGACGCGGAUAACUACGAAACCGAGACGCGUCCGUCAGAUGAGAUACAAAAGUAUCGCGAUGCCAUGGAGGCUUGGGUCAAGAGUCCAACUUGUCCUCGGGGAACGGGGUCUCUCCAACGACGUUAUCUC